Molecule: messenger RNA, 1137 nt
Organism: Brachypodium distachyon (stiff brome)
Lineage: Eukaryota; Viridiplantae; Streptophyta; Magnoliopsida; Poales; Poaceae
Product: probable indole-3-pyruvate monooxygenase YUCCA10
Exons: 4
Coding region: 1-1137 (378 amino acids)
Molecular function (GO): NADP binding; flavin adenine dinucleotide binding; monooxygenase activity
Source: RefSeq, a predicted model, not a curated record
AUGGAUAUGGUGGAAGUCUUGAUUGUUGGAGCAGGUCCAUCUGGUCUCUCCACAGCAGCAUGCCUCAGCAAAUUCUCCAUACCAUAUGUCAUUGUCGAGCGUGAAGAUUGUAUUGCAUCGUUGUGGCACAAACACACAUAUGAUUUCCUCAAGCUCCACAUCGCAAAAGAGUUUUGCGAACUACCACACAUGUCAUACCCGACAGAUGCACCGACUUACAUUCCCAAAAAAGAUUUUCUGAGGUAUGUGGACGACUAUGUUGAGCACUUUAAUAUCAUCCCGAAGUUUAACACUUCUGUUGAGUCGUGCAUAUAUGAUGAGGCAAGAAAACGUUGGGUUAUCUUGGCACGUGACAAAGUGAACGGCACGAUUCUAGAUUAUGCAUCUAGGUUCUUGGUUGUUGCAACAGGAGAAAAUAGUGUGAGUAACAUUCCAGAGAUCAUUGGUCUACAAAGCUUCCCUGGUGAAACUAUCCACUCUUCAAGUUACAAGUCAGGAAAUGAUUAUGUUGGGAAAAGUGUGCUUGUUGUUGGAUCUGGAAACUCUGGAUUUGAGAUUGCUUAUGACCUUGCGGUCCAUGGAGCCAAAACUUCCAUCACCAUUCGGAGCCCGGAGUUGAUCCACUUGGGGAUGGUACUAGCAAAGUGGCACAUUCCACUGAAAUUUGUAGAUUUCAUUCUCAUGGUCCUUGCCUAUUUAUUGUUUGGUGAUCUAUCUAAGUAUGGAAUUGUGAGGCCUCGUAUGGGGCCACUCCUUCUAAAAGCAAAAACUGGUCGCUCUGCCGUUAUAGAUGUUGGCACCACCGAGCUAAUUAAAAAGGGAGAUAUAAAGGUGGUUGGUCCAAUAUCUCACAUUCGAGGUGAUCUCGUAGAGUUUGAGGAUGCAAAUGAAAGAUGCUAUGACACCAUUGUGUUCGCGACAGGAUACAAAAGUAAUGUCAAUAUGUGGCUCAAGAAUGAUAUGGGUAUGCUAAAUAACGAUGGCAUGCCCAAAAAUGACUUCCCCAACCAUUGGAAAGGUGCAAAAGGACUCUACUGCGUUGGGCUUGGAAGGAGGGGAUUGGCUGGUGUUGCAAAAGAUGCCAAUAUGGUUGCUAAUGACAUCCAUGACACCAUAGAAAUGAUGUCCUUUAAUUAG